Messenger RNA from Bombina bombina (fire-bellied toad), 5120 nucleotides. It is a transcript of the gene GPATCH8, whose product is annotated as G-patch domain containing 8. Lineage: Eukaryota; Metazoa; Chordata; Amphibia; Anura; Bombinatoridae. Gene Ontology annotation, molecular function: nucleic acid binding. Gene Ontology annotation, cellular component: nucleus. The record is from RefSeq and is a predicted model, not a curated record.
GAUAACAUUGGACACCGGCUCCUGCAGAAGCAUGGAUGGAAGCUGGGUCAGGGCCUGGGAAAAUCUCUUCAGGGCAGGACUGAUCCCAUCCCUAUUGUGGUCAAGUAUGAUGUUAUGGGAAUGGGUCGGAUGGAGAUGGAGCUGGAUUAUGCAGAGGAUGCAACAGAGCGUCGACGUGUCUUGGAAGUGGAAAAAGAAGACACAGAGGAGCUGAGACAGAAAUAUAAGGACUUUGUGGAUAAAGAGAAGGCCAUAGCAAAAGCAUUGGAGGAAUUGCGGGCAAACUUCUACUGCGAACUGUGUGACAAGCAAUAUCAGAAACACCAGGAGUUUGACAACCACAUUAACUCUUACGAUCAUGCACACAAACAGAGGCUAAAGGACUUAAAACAAAGAGAAUUUGCACGAAAUGUAUCUUCACGAUCCCGGAAAGAUGAGAGGAAGCAAGAGAAAGCUCUGAAACGUCUGCUUGAGUUGGCAGAACAGAGAAAGAUAGCAGAAAGUGCACCAGGCAGUGGACCCAUGUUCAAGGCAACCACUGUUGCUGUUGAUGAAGAAGGAACUGAAGAGGAAGAUGUACUAAUCGGCUUCACCUCCCCAGCACAUGACAGCCCUAGAUCUAUUCCUGAAGAAAAGGCACCCCAGCCAUCAACAUCUCCUGCUCAAGCAGUCGGCUUUGGAUUUAAGAGUUCCACUGGCACAUCAUCUCUGCAGAAAGUGGGAUUUUCAUUUUCUUUUGCCAAGAAGACUCCACUUAAAUUAGAAUCUUCAGCUGCUGUCUUCAAAGAUGUUGCAGAAGAAGUUGGAUCUCCUGAAGAGGAUAAGGAGGCAGAAAAAGCACCAACUGAACUUAUUGGAGCGAUUAAAUCAUCUGAGGGGGAGAACAGCCGAGGAAGUGAUAGUAAAACAGAGGAAGAUGAAAGUCAGGUUGAUACUGGGGCUUCCCUUGCAAGCACCCUUUCCAAGUUGAAGAAAAUGAAGCGUGAAGAUAGAGGAAGUCAAGCUGGAGAGCCCGAGUAUUAUCACUACAUGCCACCUGCUCACUGUAAGGUAAAACCUAAUUUUCAGUUUUUGCUCUUUAUGAGGUCAACAGAACAAACUCUUGCUGAGAACAAACCACUAAAAGAGGAGGAGAAACCAUUUCAUUCAAACAAGGCAAAAUCUUCAAAAGCUCCAGAGUCAGAUAAGACUAGUGCUGCUGAAAGCCAGACAGUUAGCUCUCAGCAGAAAGUGAGUUCAACUUCUAUGCCUAAAGCCAUAAAAGAUGUAGCUGCUAAUGAGAAAAUUAACCCGUCUUCAAAAACAGAGUCUCCCAAGGAUAGUUCCAUGGCUAGUAAAGAACAACCAGAAAGACCAAAUCAUCCAACUGGGCCGUUUUUUCCAGUACUGAGUAAAGAUGAGAGCACUACUCUGCAGUGGCCCUCUGAGUUACUAAUCUUCACUCAGGCUGGGCCUGCUAUCUCCUAUAGCUGCAACCCUUUAUAUUUUGACUUUAAACUAUCAAGAAAUAAAGAUGGUAAGGGGAAGGCAAUUGAUAAAUCUAAAGAUAACUCUGGGGCAAGCAAGGAUACUGUGUCUUCUACACCUAGCAAAGACUCUGAAAGUUUAGGGGGAAACAAGGAAGCCAAACAAGUGGUGCACACAUGUGGUGCUCAACCCAAACUAUCCUCUGCUACUAUAGGUGAAAGUAAAAAAGAUUCUCUUGAGGAGGAGAACACUGUUGAGGUUGCUGGAAAGUCUCGCAAGUACAAGAAGAAAAAAAAGCACAAAAAAAGUAGCAAACAUAAGAGGAAACACAAGGAAGGAGAGGAGGGGACAGAACAUAAAGUAAAGAAACGCAAAAAGCAUAAACACAAGAAGGCAAAGGCACCUUCCAAAACAGCCAUAAAAAUUGAGGAGCCAGAAUCUGGAAAAAUUUCUGCAGUGUCCAGCAGUACUAAAGAUCUUGCACAAAAAAAAUUACUGCCUCAGGAAGACCCUGGAACAGGGGGUAAUAUUAACACUAAACAAGAGGUUCCCAGUUGCUCCAAAGAACCUGAGAAAAAAAAACAAAAAUUGGAAACUAAACCGGGGCCAUUACUUCCCGCACCACAUGAAUUGUCUUCCUCUACUUCCCACAAACACACCCCUUCAAAGGCCAGGAGUAGACAGAGCAGUGGUGAUUAUGAUAGUGAGGAUGCCUCUCCAAAAAGGAAAAAAUCCAUAGAAAGAGAUAGUGAUGAAUAUGACUCUACCAGUGAUCGCUCCAGAAGCCGGUCUCGGUCGGGAAAAAGGAGAUCUUAUUCUUCCAGUACCGGAGAAUCCUCUGACCGGAGUCGUUAUAGUCGGGAUAGAAGCUAUUCAGACAGUGAAUAUAGUGACUAUAGCAGCAGUCCACGACAUCGUUCCAAACGUUCUCCAAGAUCUGACUCUGACUCAGUAGCUUCAAAACGACACUCCAAAAGGCAUAAAUAUUCCUCUUCUGACUACAGCCGGAGUCGGUCAACAAGUCGCAGCCGCUCCAGAGGAAAUAGAAGUAGAGGCCGGGGAAGAUCAAGUAGCAGUAGCCGAAGUCGUAGCAAGAGAAGUCGCAGCCUGACUGGACACAGCUGGAAACGCAGUCGGAGCUAUAGUAGAGAUCGAAGCACCAGUACCCGCAGUCAUUCUGGGAAGGGAUCACACAGAAGGGAGAGUGCUGACAGCCACAGGGGGGGGAGACGUGACUUCAACCAUUCAAAAAUAUACCGCUCGCAGUCCCCCCACUAUACACGGUCUGGAAGCAGAAGAGAAGACUCUCGUACUGAUGCAAGGGGGAGUAGCAGCUCUUUACUUCCUCGAAGAAGCACUGAAAAGGAUUUUGGCCGGUGUUCUCUAACUGCCAAACAGCUUCUGGAGAAGAUACAGUCACGCCGCUUAGAAAAAGGAGCUGGUGUUGGAGAAGAUGCAUGCUCAGGGAUUAGUAAGACUGGAGCUAAAGUGAAAGACCCUCCACAAGGAUACUUUGGCCCCAAACUACCACCUGUCCUUGGAACUAAACCUCCACAACUCCCCAUUAUAGGAAAAUUGCCUGCAGGUCUUAAGGUAGGAUCUUCUCGGAAAGGAGAAAAUGAAGCAGGAGAGACAGAUGCAGUGGUUGCAGAGCAAGAAAUAGAAGUAAAACCCCUGUUGGGGGAUAAUCCUAUUGUACCAGAUAGCUCUACAAAUGUUGCAGAAGAUAAUACAGAGUUGCCUUCAGAGGCACCAGUUUGCUUCCAUCACCCUCCUCCAGGGUUUGGAGAAGCUGCUGGACCUCACUCUCUAGGCAAUGGCAACUUGCCAUUUCCUCCCCUCCAUGGGAGAAUGUUGGCCCCUCCAUCAGAAACAGAUUUUUUCCAGUCUGGAUACCCACCUCUCACAGUUGAUCCAGUUUCUGCCACAAUAGAUGGUGUGGAUGAGGAAGAUGAAGAGGAAGAUGAUGAGGCUUCACUGGCACCCCUAGAGAGCCAGCCCAUCACUUUUACCCCAGAAGAGAUGGAAAAGUACAGUAAGCUUCAACAGGCAGCUCAGCAGCAUAUUCAACAGCAACUAAUGGCAAAACAGGUUAAAAGUUUCCCAGCAGGAGCAGUACCACCAGCACUACAGCCUGCUAGUCCAGCCCUCCAACCUAUUCACUUACAGCAGGCACCACCCCCUGCUUCUGCAACCUCCUUAACCACUGUCCAGCAUGCUAUCCUUCAGCAUGCUGCUGCUGCAGCAGCCAUGGGUAUACAACCUCAUCCACAGCACUUAACUCAGGUGCACCAUAUUCCACAGCAUCAUUUAACUCCUAUAUCUCUCUCCCACCUUACCCACUCACUUAUUCCAGCUCAUCCUGCUGCUUUUCUUGCUAGUCAUCCCAUUCACAUCAUCCCAGCUUCUGCACUUCAUCCUGGGGGACCCCUCACUUUGCAUCAUGUCCCUCAUGCUCUGUAUCCAACUCUCUUUGCUCCACGUCCAUCCUCUGCUGCAGCUGCCACUGCGUUGCACCUUCAUCCCUUGCUUCACCCUAUAUUCUCAAGCCAGGAUCUGCAACACCCACCCAAUCAUGGGACAUAAGGGUUCACCAACCUGGCUUUGAUAACUGCAAAGGAAAAAUAUUUCUUCUGCAGACACUUCAGGCUCUAAAGAGGACAUACCAGCUUCAUUGAGGUCAUUUUAAAAUGUGUUCUGUUGGUCACCUUCAGCCUUCCCUUAGAAGUAUUAAUCCUUAUUUAAUGGUCUUUAUUUUUGACACAAGUCUUGAACUUUGGCUGAAUGCCCAACUGAUUGAAUGAGUUAUCAGAUGGAUGUGAUGGAGAAAUGUUUUGUAUAUUUCUAAUUGUGUCCUCCCCAUGGUUGUCCUGGAUGUCAGGCGUCAAAAAAAAGCAGCAGCAUUUCAUAUAUUUUAUCCUUUCUUUAUUGGAACAGCAUAAGAUCUUAUACUGUUAAAAUAAAGAAAGGAUAUAAUAUAAAAGUGCUGCUGCUUUUUUUGAUUAAUUGAAGAGAAUGGGGUACAUGCAGAGCCCUGCAGCUUGCACUCUUUGAGGAACAAUUAAUGAUGAACACUUGUCUAUAAAUUCUGGAAGCCAGGAGGCCAUAGUUCCUAAACACUUUUACAUUUGUCUCAUUUUUAAUUAUUCUGUGUACAUCUGUAUAUGUAACCCUUACCAUUUUCCUUAAUAUUCUGGCUGGCUCUUGAUUUUGAUUUAAAAAAUAAAUGUAACCGACCUUUACUCUAAUUUAUCAACCAAGGGUUCCUACUUACCACAUUAAGAUGUCAGGGCUUACAUAACCAACUACUGUUAAUGACAAGCCACCAUUAUUAGAAUGAAGAUUUGGAAAUAAAUCUGCACUCUGUGUGUGUGUAUAUAUAUAUAUAUUUUUUAUUUUAAUUUUAUUUUUUUUGCUGUAGUUGCACAAUUUAAAGGACAGAACUAUAGUUUUCAUCUUAAUUGCAAAAAAGAGAAGAAAAAUCAGCUGCUGUGGCAUGUAUAUUUUAUCAAACUCCAUAUUUUGUCCAGGUUUUGAUGUAUGAUAUAAAUGUACAAAGAGUAAUUACAAAAAAAAAAAAAGUUUCUGGAUUGCAGACGAGAAAGUAUGUAAUAUUGUAAGAAAUUCUAAUAAAAGAACAGAUUGUUACAUAA